CUCUCGAAGGCCAACGCAACAGCAGCGGCAACAGCUGCCUAGCCGAGAAGCUCUUCCUCCUCUCGAUGGGAGGCGGCUCUACUAGGCUGGGCCGGGCCGAAGAAAGGCAAGCUCCGCCUCCCUCCCUCGCCCAGUCAAGAGCCAGGCGUGCCCAAACCGGGGCAGCGCAGCGCAUUCGCUCCAGGGCCACCAGCCGUGUCGGCGGGAAGCCAGCGUGUGUUCCGUCACCCUCACGUUCUCUCGCGCCCUGGGAGUUUUCUUACGCCUUUCCCUUCGCCUCGUCUCUUUCCGGCAACGGCUCGUUGUGCUGUGAGUCUCUCCUCCUCGCCAGAAGCUGUGCUGGGAUAACGUCGCGUUGUGUGGUGUGUUUGUCUCCGGCUGCCGCGCAAGGAUACCCUGGGAUCCCAAAAGGCGGGCGGCAGCAGCAGCAGCAGCAUUUGGGAAGCGGGUCGUCGUGACAGGACUGAGUUCCUCUUGGACUUCAGCUCGAGCGGGGUCCAGAUGAGUGACUUUGGAAUUGAGAACAUGGAUCAAGUAGCACCUGUAUGCAACGCGUACAGAGGACUGCUCAAGCGGCAACCUGCAUUUGAUAGCUUUGAAGGUGCAAACUCUUUAUUUACUGGAUACUUUCCCUCGUUAAAUGAAGACCAGACACUUCAGGAAGUGCCAACAGGCCUUGAUUCUAUUUCUUAUGAAUCAAACAGCUGUGAACUGCCUCUUUUAACCCCCUGUAGUAAGGCUGUGAUGAGUCAGGCCUUAAAAGCAACUUUCAGCGGUUUCACAAAGGAGCAGCACAGAUUGGGCAUUCCACAUAAUCCAUGGCAAUGGACACAGCAUCAGGUAUACCAGUGGCUUCUCUGGGCUACCAAUGAAUUUACUUUGGCAAAUGUCAACUUUGAGAAGUUUGCCAUGAAUGGCCAGGAAUUAUGCAACUUGGGAAAGGAGCACUUCUUGGAAUUGGCACCAGAUUAUGUGGGUGACAUUCUGUGGGAACACUUGGAUCAGAUGAUAAAAGACAAUGAAGCAAAGCCACAUAAUCAGUAUAUGGAAAACUCCCAUCUCACCUCAUCUCCACACUGGGUUAACAACUCCUCCUCAUUGGGUAUUAAUAUUGAACAAGCACAGUACUGCGCUCAAGUGCCCAGCUAUCCUAAAAUGCUCAGCUAUCAAAAAACCAGCCUUCUGGGAGACAUGUGUCGGACACCUGCUGGACCAAAUCUAGUUACCCCAAAACAGGAAUUUCAGAUGUUUCCUAAAGCACAGCUAGAAACUGUCAAUAUAAACUACUGCUCCAUAAAUCAAGACUUCACAAGAAACAACCUUAACUUGCUGUUGGAUAACUCGGGUAAACCUAGAGAGCAUGAUUCAGGUGACAGUGGCACAGAAAGCUAUGAAGGCUCAGAUUCACUGCUACAGUCCUGGAACAGCCAGUCUUCCUUGGUGGAUGUUCAACGUGUGCCAUCUUAUGAGAGUUUUGAAGAUGAUUGCAGCCAAUCCUUGUGUCUGAACAAACCCACAAUGUCCUUUAAGGACUACAUUCAAGAAAGGAGUGACCCUGUGGAACAAGGGAAACCAGUUAUACCAGCAGCAAUUCUAGCAGGGUUUACUGGCAAUGGACCUAUACAAUUGUGGCAAUUCCUUCUAGAGCUUCUAACUGACAAAUCUUGUCAGUCUUUCAUUAGCUGGACUGGAGAUGGAUGGGAGUUUAAAUUAGCUGACCCAGAUGAGGUUGCACGACGAUGGGGCAGGAGGAAAAACAAGCCCAAAAUGAACUAUGAGAAGCUGAGCCGUGGUCUGCGCUAUUAUUAUGACAAGAACAUAAUUCACAAGACAUCAGGGAAACGUUAUGUAUACCGUUUUGUAUGUGACCUACAGAAUCUGUUGGGAUAUACGGCAGAGGAGCUUCAUGCCAUGUUAGGAGUGCAGCCGGACACAGAAGACUGAGGGUUGCAAUCUUGUAUAAACAUUGGCCAAGAAUACAAGAACACAUGAAUUGGGGCCCUCUUGCAGCAGUCGUUGGCUUUAUCUUCUGACUGUUUGGAGUGGUGCGAUGUUAAGAACCUUAAAGAAGUGACUUUGUAACCAGGGGAAGUGGAAGGAAAGAGAAGUGGCCUUAUUUCAUCAGGCACAAUGACUUCAGAUCUUGCUGUAUCAGUCCUUCUGAGUAGCUAGCGUGGAGGUCAGCACGGUUCCCAGCUGUAACCUGGAGAUAUGAAAUUGCUCCAGGGUUCAGUGUUCUGGUUAUUUAUACUGCCUGUAAUUAAGGGUGUUACCCAUUCCAAAGGCUGAUAGCCAUCAGAAGUUCUAGCUCAAAAACCCCUAAAAUAACUACCUUGCAGAUUCUACAUGGCACGACAUGUCUGACUAAAAGAGACAAGGUUAGAUGUCCUUUAUUUUAACGCAGGUGGUGAGGUGGAUUUGCAUUGGGCAUUCUCUCAAAGUAUGUCCUUAUUCUCUUAUAUACACACACAAACAAGUUGCAUAGCCAGAGUCUCCUGUCAGAACCUGCUGGAGCAAUGGCAGAGAGUCCUCACAAGAAGGGAACGAUCAUACCAUUUCAAAAGUCUGUAUAUUGGGGGCGGGGGAGAGAGGUGUGUGUGUGUGUUUGCGUGUGUGCUCAUUAAUGAUUCUCUGGCAACAUAAUGCUCCUAUUUAAUAGAUAUUGUGUGUUGUAACUUAAGCUAAUGUAAGUGUCUGAAAGAGGAGGCAAGUGGUUUCACCAUGGAGUGGCAGCACCUACCACAUCCUUCAAGGGGGAGUUGAUAAGACACAUGAUAUGUGCCUUUUGGUUGUGCAUAUGGUAUGAUCCAGGGCUGACAGACUGCAGUCUGGGGCAUUAAGGCUCUCCUUUGACUCCUCCUCCAACUGAAAUUAAUGUUUAAAAAAUAUAUUUAUUGAUGACAUCUCUUCUAUGCAUGUCCUUUUAAAAAACAGUUUAUAUAUAAUGCUUUUUUCUCUUUCGGUUGACUGCUGCCCUCCCCUGUAGUGAAUUACACUGAUCAAAAUAUGAAUUCUAUUUUUGAAAUAAUUCUGACUCCUUUUCAGUGAUCAGGAGAAAGCUAUGUAGCAGCUAUUUUUACUGCAAAAACAAAAAACAAAGAAAAAACCACACACCUUCACUGGAAACAUGUAAUUUGUAAGAAAACUAUUUUUUAUCUGAGAUUGAUGUAAACUUAAAUGUAUAAUGUGAGGUUUUUUUAAAAAAUGUUGUAAUAAAACCUCUUGAACCUGUAA
Molecule: messenger RNA, 3234 nt
Organism: Hemicordylus capensis (graceful crag lizard)
Lineage: Eukaryota; Metazoa; Chordata; Lepidosauria; Squamata; Cordylidae
Gene: ETS2
Product: ETS proto-oncogene 2, transcription factor
Exons: 10
Coding region: 502-1944 (480 amino acids)
Biological process (GO): regulation of transcription by RNA polymerase II; cell differentiation
Cellular component (GO): nucleus
Molecular function (GO): sequence-specific DNA binding; DNA-binding transcription factor activity, RNA polymerase II-specific
Source: RefSeq, a predicted model, not a curated record